AUGGACUUCAUGGAGACCAAGUACCCACAUGUUGACACCAUGAAGGCCCUUGGAAUCUUUGAGAUGUGGAGUUGGUCUCAAGAACAUGCACUUGGCCAAGCUUUCUCUACCACAUGGAAUCCUACAAGGAGCUCACUUGUGAGUUCUAGCUUCAAUGAGGUCCAAGGCAGCUCAGAUCAGGAGCCCAGUCUUGAGAUAUGUGCACAAGGCACUUGCCAACACCUUCUUUGCAAGGAAGGCACCGGGACAAUCAACGAGGGGGAACUCAAGUUUCUUGACAUGGGAAUCAAGCCCAUUCUCUCACGCACAAGCGAUGGCAAGAGGAUCAGGGGAGAUAGAUCUGACACAGGGAACUUGAUGCCUUCCUUGACCACCUCCUCACCUACAAGAUCACAGCUUACAACACUAGGCACCAAAGAGGAAGAAAGCUUAGUAUUGGAGGGCUCAUCACACCUAUCUUGUGUGCUGCUGGAGUAA
Microthlaspi erraticum is the source of this 477-nucleotide messenger RNA. Lineage: Eukaryota; Viridiplantae; Streptophyta; Magnoliopsida; Brassicales; Brassicaceae. The record is from the annotation of a GenBank genome assembly.